Vombatus ursinus (common wombat) is the source of this 4881-nucleotide messenger RNA. It is a transcript of the gene RNF40, whose product is annotated as ring finger protein 40. Gene Ontology annotation, cellular component: HULC complex; nucleus. The coding region runs from base 83 to 3115 and encodes 1010 amino acids. Gene Ontology annotation, molecular function: metal ion binding; ubiquitin protein ligase activity. NCBI's taxonomy places the organism in Eukaryota, Metazoa, Chordata, Mammalia, Diprotodontia, Vombatidae. The transcript is spliced from 20 exons. The record is from RefSeq and is a predicted model, not a curated record.
GACGUACAUCAUGGCGGCGUUUGGCGGAGCCUGGGACAGGUGAAGGAAGAGCCGCCUCCGGUCGCCCACCUUCUUUGCAGCCAUGUCGGGGGCCGGCAACAAGCGCGCAGCCGGGGAUGGGGGCUCGGGCCCCUCGGAGAAGAAGCAGAAUCGAGAGGAGAAGACCACGACCACCCUUAUCGAGCCCAUCCGCCUGGGAGGAAUCUCCUCCACGGAGGAGAUGGACCUGAAGGUGCUACAGUUCAAGAAUAAAAAGUUGGCUGAGCGACUGGAGCAACGACAGGCCUGUGAAGAUGAAUUAAGGGAGCGGAUUGAAAAGCUAGAAAAGCGCCAGGCCACUGACGAUGCUACGUUGCUCAUUGUCAACCGCUACUGGGCCCAGCUGGAUGAAACUGUAGAGGUCCUACUUCGACGACAUGAGGGACGGGGAGAAUUGCUAUCUAGGACAGAGGAACCAGGAGCUCAAGAUGGCACUGAACCUGAUGGGGCCCCUCUGCCUGAACUGGGAACCACAGAGAGAAGAGAUCUGCCCACUCUCCAGCUCCGGCCCCCACUGAGCGAGCCAGCUUUGGCUUUUGUGGCAGCCCUGGGGGCCAGCAGUAGUGAAGAGGUAGAACUUCAGCUCCAGGGCCGCAUGGAGUUCUCCAAGGCAGCAGUGUCCAGAGUAGUAGAGGCCUCAGACCGACUUCAUCGGCGAGUAGAAGAACUGUGUCAUCGAGUCCAAAGCAGAGGAGAGUGUGAGUCCCUCGGGGAAGGACUUCGGACUUUAACCAGGGAACUCGGACAAGACAACAGGCGACUGCAGGACUUGACCACACACCUGCAGGAGAAGCACCACCGAAUCUCUCUGGAAUACUCAGAACUCCAAGACAAGGUGACGUCAGCAGAGACCAAGGUGCUGGAGAUGGAGACUUCAGUGGAGGAUCUUCAGUGGGACAUUGAGAAACUGCGCAAACGGGAACAGAAGCUCAAUAAGCACCUAGCUGAGGCUCUGGAGCAGCUCAAUUCAGGCUACUAUGUAUCAGGGAGCUCAGGGAGUUUCCAAGGAGGCCAAAUCACACUCAGUAUGCAAAAGUUUGAGAUGCUGAAUGCUGAGCUAGAAGAGAACCAAGAGCUGGCCAAUAGCCGCAUGGCAGAGUUAGAAAAGCUUCAGGCGGAGCUGCAGGGUGCUGUGCGGAGCAAUGAACGGCUCAAGGUGGCUCUUCGGAGCCUGCCUGAAGAAGUGGUAAGAGAGACUGGUGAAUACCGACUGCUCCAGGCUCAGUUCUCUUUGCUCUACAAUGAAUCCUUGCAAGUGAAGACCCAGCUAGAUGAGGCACGGGGGCUACUUCUGGCUACCAAGAACUCCCAUCUCAGGCACAUUGAGCACAUGGAGAGUGAUGAGCUGAGUCUGCAAAAGAAGCUUCGAACUGAAGUGAUUCAGCUAGAGGACACAUUAGCGCAGGUGCGCAAAGAGUAUGAGAUGCUGCGAAUCGAAUUUGAGCAGAACCUGGCAGCCAACGAGCAGGCAGGGCCCAUCAACCGGGAGAUGCGCCAUCUGAUCAGCAGCCUGCAAAACCACAACCACCAGCUGAAGGGCGACGCACAGCGGUAUAAGAGGAAGCUGAGGGAGGUGCAGGCGGAGAUUGGCAAGCUCCGGGCACAGACUGUCGGCUCAGGCCCUUCAGCCCCAUCCCAAACUGCCUCUGAGGAUCAGGGAUCAGGAGGAGGGGGAACACUGGCCCCAGUGAAAGAAGAGGAGAGUUCUGGGUCAGGGCCAGCUGCUCUCCAGGAGGUCAAAAAAGAGUCAGUCUCAGCCCCAGUUACCCCCACAGCUUCCACGGCCAGCGUGGUGAAGAAAGAAGAGCCCCCUUUUGAAGAGGAGGUGCCUCUUACCCAGGCCCAAACCCCACACUCUACACCCCAAACCCCUGCUUCCAGGAGCCGGGAGGCUGAGCCUCGAGGAAAACGAGAGCCCCGAGACCGGGAAGGGCCAGGUUCUGGAACCCCAACAUCCUCUUCCUCAAGGGGAGAUCGAGACAAAGCCAAGGCUGAGGAGAGCAAGAGGAAAGAAUCAGAAUUACUCAAGGGACUUCGAGGAGAGCUCAAGAAGGCCCAAGAAAGUCAGAAGGAGAUGAAAUUGCUGCUGGACAUGUACAAGUCUGCCCCCAAGGAGCAGAGGGACAAGGUGCAGCUCAUGGCUGCAGAACGCAAGGCCAAGGCUGAGGUAGAUGAGCUUCGGGGCCGCAUCCGGGAUUUGGAGGAGAAGGAAAGGAGAGAGAGUAAGAAGCUGGCCGAUGAGGACGCUCUUCGAAGGAUCCGACUGGCAGAGGAACAGAUUGAGCACCUGCAGCGCAAACUCGGGGCCACCAAGCAGGAGGAGGAAGCACUGCUGUCAGAGAUGGACGUGACUGGUCAGGCUUUUGAGGACAUGCAGGAGCAAAAUGGUCGCCUUAUACAACAGCUGCGGGAAAAGGAUGAUGCCAACUUCAAGCUAAUGUCGGAGAGAAUCAAGUCCAACCAGAUACAUAAGCUGCUCCGGGAAGAGAAGGAUGAGCUGGGGGAGCAAGUCCUGGGCCUCAAGUCUCAGGUGGAUGCUCAGCUUUUGGUGGUACAGAAGCUGGAAGAGAAGGAACGAGUUCUUCAGGGCAGCCUGGGGAGCAUAGAGAAGGAGCUGACCCUACGAAGCCAAGCGCUGGAGCUGAAUAAGAGGAAGGCAGUGGAAGCAGCACAGCUGGCUGAGGACCUCAAGGUGCAGCUGGAACAUGUGCAGAGCCGGCUUCGGGAAAUCCAGCCCUGCCUGGCCGAGAGCCGAGCAGCUCGAGAGAAGGAGAGCUUCAACCUCAAGAGGGCCCAGGAGGACAUUUCUCGACUUCGGCGGAAACUGGAGAAGCAGAAGAAGGUAGAGGUCUAUGCUGAUGCUGAUGAGAUUCUACAGGAGGAGAUAAAGGAGUACAAGGCCCGGUUGACCUGUCCCUGCUGUAACACCCGGAAGAAAGAUGCUGUCCUCACCAAGUGCUUUCACGUCUUCUGCUUUGAGUGUGUACGGGGCCGCUAUGAGGCCCGCCAGAGAAAAUGCCCAAAGUGUAAUGCUGCUUUUGGGGCUCAUGACUUCCACCGUGUCUAUAUUAGCUGAGGCAACUUGCAUCCAGAUUCUCCAACUUCUACAAUCUGUUGGUUGAGCUAACUGGGUUGGAGGACCAAGACCUGCAUGGUUUCCAUGGUGCUGUCAACUGAGCCUAGACCUCAGGAGUCAUGCCUCCAAGCCUCUCUUCCUUUCUGCUUCUGGAACCUUAGCCAUCCAACCCUCGAACACUUCACCUGUUUGGCAUGUGUGAGUUUAUCCAGCCAUACCCUCAGAUCUUGAUUUUUCUGGUUCAGAACCCAGGCAUCCUGACCCCCACAACUCACCUUCAAGAUUGAACUGUCCUGGUGAAAGCACCCUCUGCUCUGGUCUGUCACGGGAAGUGGCUCACUUUGGAAAAGGUUGCCUUUCUCCAUUUGGCCUUACCUGGACCCAGCCUGGCAGGGGAAGGUGAUUCUGUAGGCUGGUCUGCCUGAGCUUAGGUGAACUUGCCCCUCCGAAGGUUGAUUUAGGGGAGGAGAGUUAUUUUCUGCCACAUUAAUCUCACUCCACAGGGAAAGCUCUCUCUGAUCCCGGUCUGUAGCCAGGCCUUAUCCAUAGUUUUUUCUUCUCCCUUCAUCCCCUUUGCCUUGUUGCCUCGCUUUCAAAAGCUAUCUGACAUUCAUCCCCUUGGGACUGUUCCUCCUUAUUGAUCAGCCUGACUUCCUAGGAAAUUUCCUUUCACCUAACAGGAUGCAUCAGGAGGCAUUAUAACCUCAGUCUCGUUCCCAGAGUGAGAUUUCCCAUAUUAACCUCCACCUUGAGGAGCCCUCCAGAUUACUUGUAGCUGCAUCUGGAUCAGGGGCUGGCCCCACCAGGUGCAUUCUCUACUGUUGGGGGAGCUGGGCAGGGCACCAAGGGGAGUUGUCUUAUCUUCUUGGGGCUGGGAGAGAAAUCUUUCCCAUGUUGGGUGACCCAUGAAGGGUCUCUCUCUCUUUCUCGCUUUGUAUUGCUGUCCCUCUCUUUUCUUUGUAAGGAGCUGCCAAAUCCUUCUGAACCUGGUAUACCUGGGUCUUUCUACUCUGGGGCCUGUAUUACUGGAUGAGGCUGGGACUACAUCCUCAGGUCAGGAGGAGGAUCUAUCUCAGAACGGUGAGGGUCUUCGGGAUCCAGUGCAACUGAAACUGCCCCCCUGGCGAAGCCUUUGCUCCCUUUGUGACAAGGGUCAGGUGUCCCAUUGCUGUGCAUUUUCCAGAAACCCUCUGCCCAGGAGCUUUGAUCCACUGUGCAUUUACUCUCCAGACCCCAUUUCUCUCUCCUUCAAAAGUUCUAGCCUUCAGCUCCAGCCUUCUUGGUUGUCCUGCAGGAUCUGGGAGUCUCAUAUGCUAGAGAUGGAACCAAGUCUUUAGGUUUAGUUGGCCCCUCUUGCUUUCCCUGAGCCCCCUCAUCUCAGAGCCCCAGCAACCUUAGGCCCACUUCUUCCAUCUGAUAAUUACAAAUGGAGCAGGGAGUAGUUCUUAGAAGGAAGAGAGGAAGAAGUAAUCAGAGAAAUUUAGAGACAAGUGUGGUGUAAGACAACACCAUAGCUGAAAAGACUUUCCAGUAACAAAUUUUCACAUCUGAGUCCAUCUGAUUCCUCCUCAUGUUCAACUUCCAUCCUCAUCCUCUACACCUCUCCCACCAACAUCUUAUCUCAUGACUUCAUCACCAAGGAGGGGCAAGAUUCAUUUUUUAAGUUCCUAUAUGCUUGGAUCCAGAUGUCCUGUGUGUUAGACAGAUUUCUUGUAUGGCUGAUAUUUGUUGUGAAGAAUAAACAUUAAACCUUUCCCUGAAGAUCA